UCCGAGGCAUUGGAACCACUCUCUGGCGCCCAUUGCGAACGUGACAGACAUGGACUUGGAUGUGAACACUGACAUUUACUCAAAGGUCCUAGUCACGGUCAUAUAUGUGAAUAUUUUCCUGGUCGGGUGUUUGGGGAACUCCAUCACGUUGUACAUCUUAGUUACAAAGAAAUCUCUCCAGAACCUUCAGGGCACCGUGCACUAUCACUUGGCGAGCCUGGCCAUCUCUGAUUUACUUAUACUUAUCCUGAGCAUGCCAAUCGAACUAUAUAACUUCAUCUGGGUCCAUCACCCCUGGGCUUUUGGCGAAGCGGUGUGCAAAGGUUACUAUUUUCUCCGCGACGGUUGCUCGUAUGCCACGGCGUUCAACAUCGCCAGUCUGAGCGUGGAGCGCUACAUGGCUAUUUGUCACCCCUUCAAAGCCAAAAGCAUCAUGUCUCGCAGCCGGACCAAGAAGCUGAUUAGCGGGAUGUGGGUCGCCUCUUUCCUUCUGGCAACGCCAAUGCUCUUCACAAUGGGACAGCGAGUGGAAAACGAUGAAUACAUUUGCACUGCCAUCGUGUCAUCCGUGACAACUAAGACGGUGGUUCAGGUGAAUGCGUUCUUGUCGUUUGUGGUUCCCAUGACAUUGAUCUCGGUGCUGAACGGCGUGAUAGCGAGCCAGCUGCUGCGGAUGUUCCAGGAGGCGGCUCAGGACAACCGCAUCUGCAUCGUUGGGGGCAACGCCACCAUGCUCAGUGUCGCCGUGGAGCCCAACCGCACGCAGUCGCUACGCCACGGAGUCAUGGUGCUGCGUGCUGUGGUUAUUGCCUUUGUGGUGUGCUGGUUACCCUAUCACGUCAGAAGACUCAUGUUCUGCUAUGUCACCGACUGGCCAGAUGCCCUGUAUGACUUCUACCACUACUUCUACAUGGUGACUAAUGCGCUCUUCUACGUCAGCUCGGCGGUGAACCCCGUGCUCUACAACCUGGUGUCGGCCAACUACCGCCAGACCUUCUUCAGCACGCUGCGCCACUUCUUCUUCCCCUGCCACCGCAGCCGGCGCUCCAAACGAGCGCUCACGCGCCACUCCAUCAGCAUCUGCAGCAACCAGACCUUCUCCACCAACGUGGUCGUGAAGGAGACGGUCUACUGACUAGGAAUGCUACUGCUGAGGGUCACCUUGUCGUCCUACGCCACCCGCUCCCACCACCACCAUCGCAUCAUCUGGUACUCGAGGAUUGCCGGACAGGCCGGACUGACUUGGCGCUCGACUCGUGUGUGACGGUGCAUACACACUGCAAGCGCGAGAGGUCCACUUAACGUGUCCAGAGGUAUCUAGUUUCAGUCAGAAACGUUUAGAAUACAUGAGAACAGAUUAUCCCUUGCACACCGGAGUGCGGUGUAAGUGCGGUGCAUGUCCGGAUAGAACGUGAAUGUUAACUGUGCAGUGUGAAAGGGAACAACUGAAAAGCCUGCGCACCUCUCGGACUCGUGAUGGUCCCAGGCACGUUAAGCCCUACCACUUCAUCCAUUACUCAAGGAUCAGCAGAGGACAGCCCACAG
Engraulis encrasicolus (European anchovy) is the source of this 1545-nucleotide messenger RNA. RefSeq names its product neurotensin receptor type 1-like. Gene Ontology annotation, cellular component: plasma membrane. The transcript has 4 exons. Gene Ontology annotation, molecular function: G protein-coupled neurotensin receptor activity. Gene Ontology annotation, biological process: neuropeptide signaling pathway. The coding region runs from base 50 to 1135 and encodes 361 amino acids. The record is from RefSeq and is a predicted model, not a curated record. Lineage: Eukaryota; Metazoa; Chordata; Actinopteri; Clupeiformes; Engraulidae.